Sitodiplosis mosellana (orange wheat blossom midge) is the source of this 1146-nucleotide messenger RNA. RefSeq lists its product as uncharacterized. The record is from RefSeq and is a predicted model, not a curated record. The transcript has a single exon. The coding region runs from base 1 to 1146 and encodes 381 amino acids. NCBI's taxonomy places the organism in Eukaryota, Metazoa, Arthropoda, Insecta, Diptera, Cecidomyiidae.
AUGAGCCCUGAAUACAAGUGCUUCCGAAAGGAUAGAAGUAAUUCAAAUAUUGAAUGCGUCAUGGGUGGAGGGGUCCUAAUUGCAGUAAGAAAGGAUAUAGACGGGGAUGAAUUUUUCAUGGAUGAAACCAAAGAUCUCGAAGCCAUCUGUGUUCGCGUUUCAUUGACAAACAGCAGUUUAUAUUUGAAUUGUCUUUAUAUUCAACCUACUGCCCCAAUCGAAACUUACAUUGAUCACCUCAGAGCUAUUGAUAAAAUCGAAGAUUCAAUGUCACUGGGUGAUAUAUCUUUGUACUGCGGAGACUGGAACUUGCCUAACACAAAAUGGAUCAAUGAUGAAGAUGGAUUGGGACUUAUGCCAAUCAUUGGGGAUUCGGAGUGUGCCAAGGCAAUUGUCACUAGGCGGGUAACAGAUCAUUUACUGAAUAGAGGCUCAUCGCAAUUGUGUAAUCUAACCAAUAAAUAUGGUAAUGUUCUUGAUCUGAUACACACCAAUAUGCCGGAACUCUCAUUGGUUGAAAAAGCUGAUAUGUUAAUCAUCCCAGAGGAAAUUUCCGAUGCUGCCCAUGUCCAAAUCGCAGUGACAAUUGAAUGUGAGCCUGCACUGGGCAAUUCCAAUACUUCAACAAAAUCAAUCAAUUGCUUCAAGAAAGCAAAUUUCGAGGAAAUGCGCAAUUUCUUCGGUGCAAUCGACUACAGUUACUUAUACAAUAUGCUUGAUAUCAACGAAAUGGUAGACAGUCUGUAUGCCAUUCUUUAUGAUGCCAUUGACAAAUUCGUGCCGAAAGCGUCGAUUAGAUCGAAUAACAAACCGAUAUGGUAUGACAAUAAGCUCACUAACUUAAAAAAUGUAAUGAGUCGCCAAUACAAGAAAUUGGGCAAUAAACCAAAGGUGAAUCGAGAUGCAGAUGAAGGUGAUUUUAAACGAGCUCAAGCUGACUUCUGCGAAUACCAGAAAAUUCAUUAUCAUGAGCAUAUCAAAGACAUAUCCAACUGUUCAAAGAGCGAUCCGAAACGUUUUUGGAAAUACAUUAACGGCAAGCGAACCAGCAAUACCAUUCCAAAAAAAUUGUCAUAUGAGGGUACAACUGUAACGGAGGAUCGGGAGAAGGCAAAAAUGUUCGCCAAUUUCUUCUCAUCAGUUUAG